Molecule: messenger RNA, 1209 nt
Organism: Polychytrium aggregatum
Lineage: Eukaryota; Fungi; Chytridiomycota; Chytridiomycetes; Polychytriales
Product: endoplasmic reticulum vesicle transporter-domain-containing protein
Exons: 9
Coding region: 54-1049 (331 amino acids)
Biological process (GO): retrograde vesicle-mediated transport, Golgi to endoplasmic reticulum; endoplasmic reticulum to Golgi vesicle-mediated transport
Cellular component (GO): endoplasmic reticulum; membrane; COPII-coated ER to Golgi transport vesicle
Source: RefSeq, a predicted model, not a curated record
CAGCACCACACCCCCCCUGCACCGACCGGCAAGUCGUCCGCAGACCGCCCUCGAUGUCCAGGAGAUUCCUCCGCUUCGACGCCUUUGCCAAGAUCGAUGGGCCCUACAAGUCCAACUCGGCACUGGGAGGCGUGCUCACGCUGAUCGUCGCCCUGCUGUCCAUCGUCCUGGUCACCAGCGAACUCGCCACCUUCCUCAAAAUCCACCAGGACUACGAGUUUCUUGUGGACCAGCAGCGGCACCAAACUCUGCAGAUCAACAUGGACCUCACCAUCGCUAUGCCGUGCGAAUAUCUUCGUGGCGAUGUGCUGGAUGCCUCUGGAGGCUUCCUGCACCUGGGAAACGGAUUCCGGAUGACACCGGUCAUUUUUCACACCCACGGCGUCUCGUAUUACGGCAAGAAGGCCGCAUCCAAUCUGAAUAUAGUCAAAGCAGUAGCGCAGGCAAACAAGUUCUAUGCCGAUCCUGAUCUUCAAGUAUCACCGGGCGAUAAUCCUGCUCGAGCCUGUCGGGUUCAAGGAUCCAUCAACGUCCAGAAGCUGGCCGGCAUGCUGCACUUUACCGCCUUGGGGCACGGAUACAAUGGCGCACAUGUCGCACACGAAGCCAUCAACUUUACCCACAGGAUCGAUAGGUUUUCAUUCGGCAUAAGCUAUCCAGGGCUGGUCAACCCGCUCGAUCGGAGCUUGGAGCUGGCAGAGUCACACACCGACAUGUUCCAGUACUUCAUUUCGGUGGUGCCGACGAUAUAUAUCGACAAAAUCCGGACCUUCGGAGAAAAGAUCAUUUUGACGAGCCAGUAUGCUGUGACCGACUACCAGAAAGUCGUGAGUCAAGAGGCCGGCCAUGAGGGUCUCCCUGGCAUCUUCAUCAAAUACGAAAUCGAGCCCAUCUCCGUUCGGGUUACGGCCAGUCGCCAGUCUUUCCUACAUCUACUUACGCGCCUCUCGGGGAUCGUGGGCGGUCUCUUUGUGAGCACCGGCAUGGUAUUUUCGUUUUCCAAAACCACCUUGAACUUUGCCUCGCGAUUUUUGAGCCAGCCCAACUAGCUCUGCUAUCCUGGCCUGAUUGGAAGCCUGACGGGGCUGAAGGUGUGGUAUUGGUUCGGGAUCCCAAAUGAAACGGGGCAUCUGUUGAGCCAGGACAUAUAUUCUGAGACCUGAAUAUACCCACCCACCCAUCGCUCCCAUGGCCAAACACAGCACCCUC